This is a messenger RNA of Desarmillaria tabescens, 659 nucleotides long. RefSeq lists its product as uncharacterized. The annotation marks the transcript as partial. The record is from RefSeq and is a predicted model, not a curated record. NCBI's taxonomy places the organism in Eukaryota, Fungi, Basidiomycota, Agaricomycetes, Agaricales, Physalacriaceae. The transcript has a single exon.
CGAUGACCAUCCCUCCAUACGACAUGCAUACAUACGUGUAUUUUCGGCCGCUGCUUUCGACAACAUUACUCACAAGACCGCCGCUUCAAUGCUACAAGGUUAUCAUAUCCACUUCUUGAGUCUGCACAGCGUCAAUUGCAGGCUUCCCACCCUGAAGAAUCAUUCGCCGGGCUUGACAGAUUUGCACAGACACUUGCUACUGUCGAGAAACGACUUGGAGUAUCGACAGGAGGGUUUAUCACCUAUUUAUUCUGUUGCAGGUCGUGUUGGGACGUCCAUUACCCUUCAGAACUGCCGAAACUUUUAUCUCCAGCAUGCAGCAAUCCCUACUGUGACGGCAUACUCUAUACAGUGAAGCGGCUGUCAGGUGGUGCUGAAAAGCGAACACCGGUACUGACCGUUCCCUUCGUACCUCCAUCCAGAGCAAUCCGACGAAUGUGUCUACAACCUGGGAAGGUCCAGCAAUGGCAACACUGGAGAGGCCCAGAUGAUACAUCACGACGACAACCUCCGACGGAUGUGCCGUGUGACAAUCUGAUCCCAAGCAUUACCUGUCGGCUGCCAUGAGGCACCUUUGCUUGCAUCGUUCCAACAUGUCGAACUUACAAGGCGAUGGCUCAUCGAAACCAAGCGCUGUCAAACGGGAAGAGAACACACCA